AUGUCGUUCGUUCUUUUGCCAACAGAGCUCAUUCUCGUGAUUGAGAAGAAUCUCGAUUCUAAGAGAGAUCUCAAUGCUCUCAUUUGCACCAGCCGGCGCUUUGCGUUUCUGUUUGAUGGGAAGCUCUACAAAACCAACUCGAAAAACGACAAUCUCAGAAUCAUCUUAUGGGCAGCUUCCCAUGACAUGGAGGGCACCAUUUGCAAGUUUCUGGAAGCUGGCGCGACUAUUUCUCGGCGAGACAGAUUCAAGUCUUAUCUGAGGCCUCGAGAUAGUCCUGAUGAGCUCGAUCUCAUCCCACGCAGGCCAGUUUCCCAUCCUCUGACUGCAGCAGCCGAAGCUGGCUCUUUGUCUUGUGUCAGGUUUCUGCUCCAAUAUGGCGUCGACCCCAAUUUUUUAGACGACCUUUAUGAAACCCCGAUGAGACAGGCUGCAGGCAAUGGUCAUGUCGAUAUCAUGACUCUUUUACUUUCCCAACCAGGGGACCCAUUCAUUGGUUCCUUCAAGCUGCGACGCCCUCUGAAGUAUGCUGCUGCUCGUGGUCAGAUGAGAGCGCUUGAGAUUCUGUUUGAUUACCUCGAGAGUGGUGAUCGAGGUCUGAGCAUCAAAGAAGCCGCCCAUACGAUUCUGUACGAGGGACUCUGGCAUUGCAAUGUCGACAUUGUUGACUUUGCAUUCAAGAAUGGCGCCGAUGUCAAUGAUCCGAUGCCAAACGCCGGGCUGCGAUUUGUGUCCGAUAUUGGCCCAGAGGAAGUACCCACAAGACCACGCCCAAGAUUAGUUCAGAAAGACAAGUUUGGAAGGGUGAUUCAUGGAUCUUACACGCGUGGCUGGGUGUUUGAUGCGCCAAAUGCACUGUACGCUGCAAUAGUCGGUAAGAAUCCUGCUUUACUCACUUUGGUUCUUUCCAAAGGCAUUGAUAUGUCUCGGCGUGGGGCUGAUGCCUUGGGAUUUGCGAUCAUUGAAAGGAAUCUUCCAAUGAUCGUUACAUUGAUUGAAUUGGGGGUCACUAGUGAAAUGUUUGUCCAGAAUCUCGAGCACCAAUCUGACAGCCAUAAGUUCCACUUGCAGGAAGCUAUGGUUGAACUGGGAAUAGGGAUACAACCAAUCUGA
Penicillium paradoxum is the source of this 1113-nucleotide messenger RNA. Its product is annotated as ankyrin repeat domain-containing protein. Gene Ontology annotation, cellular component: membrane; synapse; axon initial segment. Gene Ontology annotation, biological process: neuronal action potential; negative regulation of delayed rectifier potassium channel activity. The transcript has a single exon. The record is from RefSeq and is a predicted model, not a curated record. The coding region runs from base 1 to 1113 and encodes 370 amino acids. Gene Ontology annotation, molecular function: transmembrane transporter binding. NCBI's taxonomy places the organism in Eukaryota, Fungi, Ascomycota, Eurotiomycetes, Eurotiales, Aspergillaceae.